This is a messenger RNA of Stylophora pistillata, 1742 nucleotides long. RefSeq names its product E3 ubiquitin-protein ligase CHFR. Gene Ontology annotation, cellular component: nucleus. NCBI's taxonomy places the organism in Eukaryota, Metazoa, Cnidaria, Anthozoa, Scleractinia, Pocilloporidae. Gene Ontology annotation, biological process: protein ubiquitination; ubiquitin-dependent protein catabolic process; mitotic cell cycle checkpoint signaling. The record is from RefSeq and is a predicted model, not a curated record. Gene Ontology annotation, molecular function: protein binding; ubiquitin-protein transferase activity.
CAAAAUGGCGUUGAAAUGUGCAGAAAGUGGUUAUUUUGCACAAGUUAUAUUUACUCAUGAUAGCAAGCCCCCCGUCCUUAUCAACAAAGAGCUGAUCACAUUGGGCAGGAAAGAAGGUUGUGAUAUCAGCUUUCCUGGGUGUAAAUUUGUAUCAGGGCAUCACUGUACUAUUACAAGGGAUUCAGAUGGUACAUUUUGGCUUCAAGACUUCAGAUAUAGCAUUUGUUUUUCAAGACUUAAAGGUCUUGAAAGAAGAAGCAGAAUUACUAGAUAACACUUUGGAGUAUGACAAUGAUACGGAGGAAGAUGUUGGUGAGAAUGAAGAAGUCAAACCAAGUGAGGCAGCAAUUGUUUCUCAAAAAAGGUCUCAUAGUGAGGCUGGAGAUACAGAUGAAGGAACCGAGCCCAAAAGGAAGCGCCAGGGGGAUGAAGAGGGAGCAUCCAGUAGCAAAAAACCUGAGCUUCUCCCACAUAACUCCAUUGCUGAUACGCUGCUUUGUAGUAUAUGCCAAGACAUUUUCCAUGAUUGUGUGAGUUUACAGCCCUGUAUCCAUUCAUUCUGUGCUGCGUGUUAUUCACAAUGGAUGGAACGUUCUAAGGAAUGUCCAACUUGUCGUAAAAAGGUUGAAAGAAUUAGCAAAAAUCACAUCAUAAACAACUUGGUAGAAGCCUUCUUGAAAGAACAGCCAGAGAGACAGCGGAAAGAAGAAGAGCUAAGAGAAAUGGAUAGGAAAAAUAAGAUAACAGAGGAUAUGCUUAGACCAAAACAUUCAAGAGGUUUGUUUGUGUCGUCAUCCUUUGGUGAGGACGCUGAUGAUGGUGAGGAUGAUGACGAUUACAACAAUAGUGAUGACAGCAGUGCCAGUGGUGUUGGUGACAGCAGUGAGUCUGAUGACUCUGAUAGAACAGGUGCACCUUUUAUGCCUUCUUCAUUUGGGGGUUUAUUUGGAUUCUCCUCUUUAAUAAGGCCUGUACCCACCAACUGUCGACUCUGUCCUGGAUACAUUUCACCAACCAUUUUGACACCUAUGGCCAGUACUAGUGAAGUAGCACCAACAACGAGUGUGACACCACCAGACUACACAUGUACCCCAGAUCAGAUCCACAUCUUAUGUCAGUGCUGUCUUCAACCAAUGCCAUACAGAUGGCCUGAUGCAAUGACAGCAAGUAUUCCUGCACAGAAAUGUUCAAUCUGCCAAAAGUCAUUUUGUCAUAUGUUGUGGGGAUGUCAUGGUAGUGGCUGUCUGGGAUGUCUUAAUAAAUUCAAAGAAAAACUGGACUCCAAAGAAUACACGACAGUCGAUGCAGCAAGCCAUGAUGUCAAUUCAGAAACUGUGCUUUGUCACAGAUGUGCAUUACGAAAUUUCAAGGAGCUAGCGUAUCAGUUUCGUCGUGAUAUACCAAGGGAACAAUUACCAGAGUCAGUGCAUAGACGUACUGAUUGUUAUUGGGGUAAAAACUGUCGAACGCAGAGGACCAAACAACUUCAUGCAAGUCGCUUCAAUCACAUUUGUGAACAGACAAGAUUUACAUACCUGAAAUGAUCUCCAUCAGCAAGAAGUGAUCCUAACAAGUUGCCUGUCCUCAUGAUAGUAAACGAUGCAUGGUGCAUUAUAGACCACGCUAAUCAAGAGCAAACAUACCCAGCAUACUUUUUUUAAACGAUAGUGUCUUCGAAAGUAUACUACACCUCGUUGGUUAUUUCAUGUUUAUUUGAAUAAAAGAUAAACAAUUUUGACAAA